Thecamonas trahens ATCC 50062 is the source of this 876-nucleotide messenger RNA. RefSeq names its product centrin-1. The record is from RefSeq and is a predicted model, not a curated record. The transcript has a single exon. Bases 1 to 876 code for a protein of 291 amino acids. Gene Ontology annotation, molecular function: calcium ion binding. Gene Ontology annotation, cellular component: cytoplasm. NCBI's taxonomy places the organism in Eukaryota, Apusomonadida, Apusomonadidae.
AUGUCCGCCAACCCGCCGGGUGCCCAGGCCAUUCAACGGAUGGCUGCAGAGGUCUCCGCCACCCAUGCCUCGGUCACCUCGUCGCCCAUGCCUUCGUCUCUGUCUGCAGGUUCUCUAGCGCCCACAGGGCGGGCUCGCGAGCGUGGUGCUGCUGCAGGGACCGCCGGCGGCGCGAGCGGCUCGCCGGGUGGCGCCGCGUCUGUGGCAGGGCCGAGCAUCGGCGGCAAUGCCACCGGCGUGUCAGGCUCACUCGGCAGACGGAAGAAGAAGCGGCUGCCCGAGUUUGAUGAUGACACCCGGGCCGAUCUGGCCAAGGCCUUUGCCUUUCUCGACCACGAUGGCUCGGGCCGCAUCGGUCCGGCAGAGCUCAAGAUCGCGUUUGAAGCCCUCGGCAAGCGCCCGAGCCAGGAGGAGCUGAAGAAGAUCGUGGCUCACUACGGGAAGCGGGAGGCAUCGCUUGAUUUUGACCAGUUUGUCACCAUCAUGCGCGAGAAGAUGUGGGAGGAGGAUACCGACGAGGACAUCUCCCGCGCCUACGUCCUCUUCAAUGCGCCCGAGCCCUUCCUCGACACCUCAGUCCUCUUCCCGCCGCCGCCCGACCAGGUCCGCGCCAACUCCUCCACCCUUGACAAGCUUGUCGAGUCUGCCGAUGGCAUUUCUUUUGACGACCUCGCUCGCAUUGCAGAGCUUGUGGGCGAGGAGCUCACCCACGAGGAUCUGCAGGAGAUGAUGGAGGAGGCCUUCCUCGCCGGCGGCUCCUCCGCCCAGCGCCGCUACGUCCCGCUUGACGAUGCCGGCUAUCCCGACCUGCGCAUCACCCGCGAGAUGUUCGAAAAGGUCAUGCGCGAGGGUGCGCGCUCCUUCACGGGCUCGUAG